UAAACCUAUUAGUAAACUACACACAUCAAUUUAAACAAAUUAAAACUCCUAUAAAAUGAAAUUCUAUAUUUUAAUUAUCGUAUCUGUGGCUCUAUUAGCAGCCUUAAUCGAGGCUUUUCCUCAACGUGUCUACUAUCAAAAACUGCCCUACUAUCCCCCGCCUACCUCACGACCACGCCUUAUACGUGUAAGAAGAGCUGAUUUGGGAGGCCAGAUCUCAACAAACCCAGCUGGUGGCAAUAAUGCCAAAGUAGCCUUAACUCAUGGUAUAGGCACUCCUGACCAUAAUGUUAUAGGACAAGUUUUUGCAGCGGGUAAUACUAAAGGAGGUCCGGUAGCUACUGGUGGCACUGUCGCUUAUAAUAAUAAUGGUUUUGGUGCCGCUAUUGGCAAGGAGCAUAUACCCGGUGUCCGCGAUACUUUAACCAAAAGUCUUAGUGCCGAUUUAUUUAAUAAUGGCGACCAUAAAUUGAGUGCCAACGUUUUCAAAUCUGACAACACUUUGGCUAAUGGCUUCAAAUUCGAACGUAAUGGCCAUGGUUUGGAUUAUUCGAAUAUUAAUGGUCAUGGUGCCAGUAUCAGUCAAAGUAAUAUACCCGAUUUUGGCCGCCAAUUAGAAUUGGCUGGUAAGGCAAAUUUGUGGUCUUCUCAGGAUCGCAAUACACGUUUGGAUUUAACCGGCUCGGCUUCCAAGUGGACCAGUGGUCCCUUGAGUGGCCAGAAGGAUUUCGGAGCUGGUUUAGGUCUAACCCAUAUGUUUGGUUAAACGAAGUUUAAGUAAUUAUAAAUUUAAUCGUGAUAUAGUAUUUAUUUAAUGUUAUAAUUGGCUUAAGAUAAUAAAACAUAUUAAAAGAUUACAACUUA
Molecule: messenger RNA, 864 nt
Organism: Calliphora vicina (urban bluebottle blowfly)
Lineage: Eukaryota; Metazoa; Arthropoda; Insecta; Diptera; Calliphoridae
Product: attacin-C-like
Exons: 2
Coding region: 56-766 (236 amino acids)
Biological process (GO): defense response to bacterium
Cellular component (GO): extracellular region
Source: RefSeq, a predicted model, not a curated record